CGAGCGUUGCGUCCGACCAGGCUGCGCGUUGUCCGCCCGGUGUAUAAGAUCACAGCAUGCCCACUGUUGUGUAAGCCUAUCCUCAACAUAAGCUUUCAACCUCAAAUUCUUCUGUACCCGCACGUCAUCUGCACAACCACUCCGCUCUAUAUUACUACCAUUAUAACAAUAGAGCCACCAACAAAAGCCUCACUUCAACCUAUCAUCACUAGCCCCACAGUGAGUGCGAGACAUCGCCCACCCUCUCCAGCACUGCGAACCCAGAUACGCGUGAUAUAAUGGAUUCCCAAUCAUUCGACUAUUGGAUGGCCCAAGGCAGUUACAUUGCUCCCCCGCGUCAUCAGACCACAGUGUUUGAAAUGCCCCCGGAUCUUGCUAAAGUACCCAGCCUGAGCGGAUCUCCAGUCUCCUCCACAUAUGACCAGUUCCCCGCACCGAUACAGCAGCAGGCCUACUAUCCUCGCAUUGUCGACGAACCAAUGUCGUUCGGAUCAUAUCCCAUGCCAAUGACCCCAUCAGAUUUUGGCUCCGACCACGACAGCCCAUACUGUAGUCCUCGACCACCACCACAUGCUGAGCCAGUCUUCACUUCUGUCCACAGCUCUACAUCAGCCGAGAGGAGCCACACAACCUCGGGACGCCGACGAGCUCAGAACCGCGCCGCUCAACGCGCAUUCCGCGAGCGCAAGGAAAAACAUGCACGUGACCUCGAGGUGCAGCUCUCCGUCCUGAACGACAAGUACAAUAAGCUUGAGGUAUCGCAUACGGAACUCAACGCAGCAUACGAGAAGCUCCAGAAAACAAUCGAGUUGCUCACACAGAACGACGAUGCCGAGGGUGACGAUGAAGAUGGGAAGACCAUCCGCCGAAGGAAUAGCAACUCGGAUACUCUUCGCAAACUCUUGGAGAUAUUACAUGGCGAGUUCAAGGGUGUCAUGUCAGUGAAGACGGAGAGCACCUGAGUACUGCGCCAGAGCAUUACUGCAUAGGCGGUAAUUGGCCAGCUUAUUUCCCUUCUUGUCUAUACCCUUGAGCCAUUCGGAGUUUGAAGUUCUAUAUGGCGUAGCCAGGGCUUUUGGCGUUUCAUCGGCGGUAACUUCUCAUUCGUGAUAUCUCGCGGAGGAUAUUUUUAGACACUUGCACCUGUUCCCUCGUUGGGAUAUGAUCUACGAAGAUUACGACUGGUUGAAUUCGGGGGUUUUCUCUCCUCUUCUAUUACGGCCACUAUAGAGACGGCCACCUGCCUCUUUAGACAGUUCUGUCGAUAUGUAGUUAGCUAGGACCUAAUACCAAUCGAG
This is a messenger RNA of Cucurbitaria berberidis CBS 394.84, 1298 nucleotides long. RefSeq lists its product as uncharacterized. The transcript has 3 exons. Gene Ontology annotation, molecular function: transcription cis-regulatory region binding; DNA-binding transcription activator activity, RNA polymerase II-specific. The record is from RefSeq and is a predicted model, not a curated record. Gene Ontology annotation, cellular component: RNA polymerase II transcription regulator complex. Bases 279 to 962 code for a protein of 227 amino acids. NCBI's taxonomy places the organism in Eukaryota, Fungi, Ascomycota, Dothideomycetes, Pleosporales, Cucurbitariaceae.